AUGCCCUUCUUCAACAGCUCGAUCGAUUCCACUCGUCUCUUCUAUCGGGACUAUGUCCCCGAUGGAAAGGGUUUCAAAAUGCAGGCCGGCAGGGCUUCCAAAUUGACCCUUGUUUUCCUCCAUGGCUGGCCCAUGUCGUCAAAAAUGUUUGAGCACCUGAUUGUACCCCUUUGCGAAACCUACCAGUUUCGAUGCAUUGCACCUGAUCGUCGAGGUUUCGGUUCCAGCGAUUGGACAGACGCCUCGAAGGGUAAAACGACGGACUGGAGCACAUUUGCUGGAGAUGUGGCGCAACUCCUCGAGACACUCGCGGUCGGCGAUUUCGUCUUUGUCGCGGCUAGUAUGGGUUGCACAGAGAGUGUCCUAGCAUACCACUCCAGUCAAUACAUCUCCCAGCACUGCAAGGGUUUCGUCUGGAUCGGCCUCGCCAUGCCGUUUCCUCUUCAAACCCCCGAACACCCUUUGUCUCCAACUCAGGAGUUGUGGGACUCGAUUCUACAGGGCUUGAGAGAUAAUCGUCCGGCAUUUGUCACCGAAUCAUUGCCCGGGGUUUUCGCCAUGCACGCAGGGAACCAGGUGCACCCUAAGACACUCGAGUACUAUGAGCAGAUUGUAUCAGAGGCCCAUGGUGUUGCCAUCGAAAAGACGGUUGCAAUCUUCACACAAGCCUCCGACAAGCAGUUAACUAAGCUCGCAGAAUCUGCCGAGAUGAUCCCUAUCCUAGCGCUACACGGCGACUCGGACCAAGGCAUGCCCCUUGAAGCCGGCGCCACUAUUGUCAAGGAAAUGCUUCCUUGGGCGGACUUGAGAGUGUACAAAAAUGCGGGCCACGGUUUAUACUUAACUCACGCCCAACAAGUAAUCGACGAUCUGGUCAAAUUCGUUGACGGCAUUUGA
Scedosporium apiospermum is the source of this 897-nucleotide messenger RNA. RefSeq lists its product as uncharacterized. The transcript has 3 exons. The record is from RefSeq and is a predicted model, not a curated record. NCBI's taxonomy places the organism in Eukaryota, Fungi, Ascomycota, Sordariomycetes, Microascales, Microascaceae. The coding region runs from base 1 to 897 and encodes 298 amino acids. Gene Ontology annotation, molecular function: catalytic activity.